CACUGCUGUCAACCCCAUCUAUUUCCUGCAGUCUACAGAUCAGUCCACGUUGUAUACCUAAUAUUAGCUUGCGGGAUCGAGUUGGAGACGUCAAAGACAUGCUGAGCGUAGAAAAUUGGUCCACAUAGCCUUUUCACCCAUAAUAUUUAUAGAGGCGUAGAUUUCUACUCAAGUUUCAAUACACCGCAAGGGCACAUUUUUUAUUCCGCCAAGUCAGCCACGAUGAGCCAAUCACAAUAUACCUAUGAAGAUUACACCAUUGGUUGGGUCUGCGCGUUACCGAAUGAGCAAGCAGCCGCAUUGUUCAUGCUGGACGAGAGGCAUGAAGACCUCGUCAACCCAUCAAACGAUCAGAAUGCAUACACUCUCGGAAGCAUCGGGAAGCACAAAGUUGUUAUCGCUGGCCUACCCAAGGGAAGGUAUGGCAAUAACAGCUCAGCAACAGUGGCAACCCGAAUGAUAUCUACCUUCCCAAACAUUAGAGUCGGCCUAAUGGUUGGAAUUGGCGGAGGCAUUCCAGAAAAGACUCGACUCGGUGAUGUGGUCAUUAGCUGCCCAAGUGGCACGGAGCCGGGUGUCGUCCAGUGGGAUAUGGGUAAAGCAGAACAUGGUGGUCAAUUCAAGAGAACUGGGUCACUGGCUCCUCCACCAACUGCUUUGCUCACAGCUUUGGGAAAGUUCGAGGCUGAUCAAAUCACAUCAAGGGCGAAGAUGCUCAGUUACCUGGAUGGUUUGAAAAGCAUGCCCACCGUCCCAAGAAGCUUUUUGAAGUCGGAUUCUCUCAAAGAUGUCUUAUUCGACCCCACAUAUGCCCAUGUGAAAGGAGAAGACUGCAGUCGAUGCGAUGAGAAGAAGUUGGUCCAGAGAAAGACAAGAGAAGAUGACAUGGUGAUCCAUUGUGGUCUAAUUGCAUCAGGCAACCAAGUGAUCAAGGAUGCAGUUCUUCGAGAUAAACUGUAUCAGAUGUUUGACAAGAAUGUCUUGUGCGUUGAGAUGGAAGCUGCGGGCUUGAUGAAUGACUUUCCUUGCAUUGUUAUUCGAGGGAUCUGUGACUACGCCGACUCCCACAAGGAUGAUAAGUGGCAAGAUCAUGCCGCAGCCGUUGCAGCAGCGUGUGCAAAGGCAUUCCUAGCGGUAGUACCGGCAAGUGAGGUAGAUAAACUUCAGCGAGUCCAAGUGUCGAUCACCCCAAGUGUCCUUCAAGGCGCCAAGUCUUUGGUGGCAGGAUGGUGGGGAGACAAGCAAAAUACCCUCUCUACACCAGCUGCAAGUUCGCCUACCAGUGAGCCUGAAGAUACUAAGAAAGACGAGAGCCAAAAGACUUUAGCGCUUGAAACAAUUCCUUCAACGGAUACAAACACUCCAUCAACAGAUACAAACGUGGAUUCCAUGUCUACAGAGCCUAACUCUGGUUCAAGGUCAAGAGAAGCCAGCCCGGACAGGAGUAUACCUACGCAAAAAUCUCUAGAAUCAUUGCUCCAAGAAGCUCCGGCAUUACUAACAAAGAUGGUCCAAGAAGGACAAGUUGAACGCGCUUUGGAUGCCUUAAUUACGAGUCUGAACAAUCUCAGAAUCCCGCAAAGAGACAUAAGCACGCCGCGAAAUGUUGUGCCGCCGAAUGUUGUGCCGCCAAAGGUUGUGUCGCAAGACCCUGGCUGGAACGUUUUUCCACAAACGCCGCCUAUGUCACCACAAAGUACCGCUUGGACCGUCAGUGCAAACAACGGCUCUGUGCAAGAUACUCACGGUCUUGGCUCAAGAAAUGGCACCUAUAUUCCAGCACAACCACCGCGAAGCCAAUCAUGGCCUCCUAGCGGAGACAGCGGCUAUGUGCAAGAUCCUCGCGGCUAUGGCUCAAGAAGAGGCAGCUACGUCACAUCACAACCUUUGCCUGCAUACUACGGAAAUGUGUCUCCCUCCGUCUACCAUUCGCAAGCCGAGUGUGGUAAUCCAAGUUUUAUCCGGAGCCAAACAUACCCGAAUGACCGGCGCUUCAACCAGCCUUCGACUUACCAAACAACACAAUAUCCGGAUUAUGGACGCAACGCAUACGAUGUUGAUCAUAGGGUAUUACAAACGAAGUACUACCCAAAGCCACCAUUGUGGAUUCCAAAUCCUCAAAACAAUUCGAUACGAGACGGUUAUUACGAGGGUACUCAUCAGCAGGAAUACAACGCUCGAAUGAACGUACCAGGAUAUGCCUCGGAUGUUAGUUCCAAUGGCUAUCAAUUCACAGAACCUCAGAGACAGACGAGGUACUCAGAGUUACCCACGAAUAAUGAUAUACCCCAGCAACAGAACAGUGCCAAUCUCAAUGCAGGCCGAGGAUAUCCUGGUACGGCCCAUUCAAGUAUAAGCCCAACCCGACAGAACGAGAUUCUCAGUGGAGGAUUAUUCUCGCAGAUUAAGAAAGGGGAUGCCGCCGCUGUGAAAAGACUAUUGGAACAAGGCGCUGACAUUGAGAAGACCAAUGUCGAUGGGCUGACUCCGCUUUGGUGUGCAGUACAGCUUGGGAAAUGCGACGUUAUCCAAGUACUUCUUGAUAAGAAAGCGGAUAUUGAGUCGCUAAAUACUCGCGGUCAAAAUAUUUUGGAGUGGGCUGUGGAAAAUCGGGAGCAGAAAAUUAUUGACAUGUUAUUCCCAUGAAGAUGUAUUUCAGUUGUGUUGGGGACUUAGAUAUACCUAGUUGAACAUGUAAUUGAUAUGGGAACCAAAAAAAUCGACUACCAAAUGCGGGCUGCAUUUCUACCAGCUAUAGUUUAACAAGGUCAUACAUCACUGGGCAUCCAAUUAUGCUGAGAUCAGUAUUGUGUCUACUUGAGAUGGGUCUCAGACAGCAGGUGAAUAAACACAAUGGCG
This is a messenger RNA of Trichoderma harzianum CBS 226.95, 2859 nucleotides long. RefSeq lists its product as hypothetical. The record is from RefSeq and is a predicted model, not a curated record. Gene Ontology annotation, biological process: nucleoside metabolic process. Gene Ontology annotation, molecular function: catalytic activity; protein binding. The transcript has 3 exons. The coding region runs from base 223 to 2646 and encodes 807 amino acids. Lineage: Eukaryota; Fungi; Ascomycota; Sordariomycetes; Hypocreales; Hypocreaceae.